This is a messenger RNA of Hibiscus syriacus, 1406 nucleotides long. Its product is annotated as transcription factor bHLH87-like. The transcript has a single exon. Gene Ontology annotation, molecular function: protein dimerization activity; DNA-binding transcription factor activity. Gene Ontology annotation, biological process: regulation of DNA-templated transcription. The record is from RefSeq and is a predicted model, not a curated record. Bases 3 to 1187 code for a protein of 394 amino acids. NCBI's taxonomy places the organism in Eukaryota, Viridiplantae, Streptophyta, Magnoliopsida, Malvales, Malvaceae.
CCAUGGAUGGAUUGGGGUGGGACGUUUCAGAAAUUGAAGCAAAAUCAUUGCCCGUGUGGAACAAUCAACGAAACGAUAUGGAGGAUGGUUGUUUCUUAAUUCCCAGCUCUUCAAAUUCUUCCAUGUAUGGUGGCAAGAUCGAUGAUCUACCGGAAGAUAUCUUCUGGCAGAUUCAAGAACUGCAAAAAUAUGCAAACUGGGAAGAUGCUUUAACACAAGGGCUUUGCUCUUCUCCUUUGAUGAAUAGAGCUUAUUGUAAUCCGGUUCAGUCACAAUUCAUCAAUGGUGGUGGUAGAACAACAGGCUCUCUUGAGUCCUUUGAUUGUUUGAUCUCUGCUAGUAAUAGCAACACUGAUACAUCUGUUGAAGAUGAUGGGAUUUCCAUGAUUUUCUCUGGUUGUAAAAAUCCAUGGAAUUUCGCUGCUAGCAGUGCAGUUUCAUCUGGAGAGUCUGAAAACAAUGGCUCAAAUACGGGAAGCAAAGAUUUCAAUUGUCUGGUAAACGAGCUCGAUGAAAUAGUGUCCCGGAAUGCUUCAGACCAAUGCAUCAAUAAUGGCAAACCAUUGCAAACAAAGUCUAGUAAUUCUUCAAAGAGAAAGAAUGAGCAAAGUGAGUUAAAUUUUGGUUACUUCAAUCUUCUUCAUACUGACUCUUCUGCAACAGAAGGUGGUUUUAGGCUCAUCCCCGAGAACCCACCGAAAGCAGAGAAAAUCAGAUCGGAAAAGCAUCCGAGCUCAUCGAAUAUCAACUUUCAACAGCCUGCAAGCUCAUCAGUAUCUUCUUCCGUUGAAGAACCUGAUCCAGAGGCCAUUGCACAAAUGAAAGAGAUGAUUUAUCGAGCUGCAUCGUUCAGGCCAGUGAACUUAGGUUUGGAAGUGGUGGAGAAACCGAAGAGGAAGAACGUCAAGAUAUCUACGGAUCCACAAACUGUCGCAGCAAGGCAAAGGAGGGAGAGGAUAAGUGAGAGAAUUAGGGUUUUGCAGAAGCUGGUUCCUGGUGGGAGCAAGAUGGACACUGCAUCAAUGCUUGAUGAGGCUGCAAAUUAUCUAAAGUUCCUUAGGUCCCAAGUCAAGGCACUAGAAAACCUAGGCAACAAGCUUGACCCAAUGCAUUGUCCUCCUCCUGACCUUGCUUUCUCUUCUUUACCACUCCAAAACCCUAAUAAUAUCCACCAUCCACAGGGUUGAAAAAACAAACUAUUGUAUCAUCAUUUCAUAACCCUCCAUUAAUGAUUGACAUGUCCCAGUCUCAGAACAAGUACUACUAUAUUGAAAGAAAAGAAACUAAUCCAAAUCCCUUGGUUACCGUCAUUUUCAUCAUUACAUAGUAUCAAAAAAAUCUUUAUAAUGAUAGAUUUUCUGAUUAUCACCAUCAUUGUAUACAUCACCCAAGAGCAGAAAGGGGCU